Molecule: messenger RNA, 2070 nt
Organism: Naegleria fowleri
Lineage: Eukaryota; Heterolobosea; Eutetramitea; Acrasida; Naegleriidae
Exons: 1
Coding region: 1-2070 (689 amino acids)
Source: RefSeq, a predicted model, not a curated record
AUGGCACCCAAACAAGUUCAUAACUAUGACGAUAUCGAUGAUGAAUUUCCAAUGAAUAUUCCCUACGAUGAUAAUGCCUCUUCAGAUGGAGCUGGUUUGGUUUUUGAAUCCGAACAACAACAACGACGACGACCUCAUGCUCAAUCAUCACCAUCACCAUCAUCAUCAUACUCGGGCCACAACCACAACAAAUCUUCUGGUUCUAAAUUUCAUGUCCCAGAAACAGCAGGUGGUAUGGAUGGUCUCUCGGACUCUACCAAACACAGUGAUGAUGAUGAUGCAUGUAUGAAUGAAAUUGCCUUGGCCGAUGAAGAAGACUCUUUUGCCAAGACUUCUGGUGAUCCGUUGAAAUCAGCUUCGGUGGGAUCAGCCAGUCAAGCCUCUUCCUCCUCUUCCUCCACCACCUUCUCACCUACCAAUUGGAUCAAAUCACUCACUUCUAAACUGAAAGAGAAUGGACAAAAACUCAAAGAUGUUCUUCUCACUAAAGCCUUCUUACAAACCAUGUUAUUGAAUUUUUCAAUUACGUCAUUCUGUAUCGCGGCAUCAUGUGUCGGAUCUUUGAUUAAUGUUUUCGCCAAACAAACUGGAACAACAAAAGAGCAAGUAGGAAUUGUUUUUACGAUUAGAGGUAUUGGAUCUCUUGUCACAACCAUCAUUGGUGGUUUAGUCAUGGAUGCUUUAAGGAAAUUUAUUGAAAAAAAGAUUAAGGAUCCAAACAGAAAAUCUCUCUAUGAAACACUCACAAUUUAUAGUUUAUUAAUUGUCUCAAUUUUGGUGAUGGCUUUCUCACUUGUUUUAAUGCCUUUUGGAUCCUCACUUUGGUCCUUGUGCAUUGUUUUCUUCAUAUUUGGAGUUGGAAGCGGCUAUUUAGGUAUUUGUGCACAGGCCCUAUUAUUCACCAUUUGGUCAGCGAUGAAAAUUAAUGUGUCUCCAUUUUCACAACUCUUUCACUUCAGUGCUGGUGUUGGCCUUUUUUUGGGCCCAACGGUAGUAAUGGUUGUGAACGCAAUGUUGGGAAUUGACAACUCUCAGUUGGCUAUUGAAGACCAAAGUGAAACUGCAAGCUUAAACAACAUUUUUGAACCAACCCUAAUCAUGGAAAAUGGUACUUCCAUCCUUACCAAUGGUACCAGCACAAAUGGAUUUAUUGAAGGCACCUUAAUUUCCAAGUCAGUCAUUGGAACCAAUGGUGUUAUUUGUGGUUUCUUCUUCAUUUCCAUUUUAUUCUUUUUGGGAUUCAUGAUUUAUUUGUGGAUUAAGAGAGAUUCAAAAUAUGAAAAACCUGAAAGAUUGGUCGAUCAAAAGGAGUUGAAGAAUAUUAAUGGUGACGAGGAGCAAGGAGCAGCUCUUUCAUCCCACGAAAGCAUUGAUGACAUGCACAAGCAUGCAUCUGAACCAACUGCUGCCACUCAGCCAACCACUUCAAGUCGAUCUGAAUUUAUGAUCAACCUUGCAGCCACUAUUUUAGUUGCUUUGGCACUUCUCAACUACUGCAGCGCUGAAGGUACUUACGGAAAUGUUUUGUACAGUUACAUGACAUCAACGAAAUUACUGGACGAUUACGAAGCUAACAUGUUGACCUCUGGUGUUUGGCUCCUAUUUACCAUUGGAAGAGGUGUUGCCAUUCCAAUUUCAUACUUUGUUCCACCAUUUGUCAUGUUAAUCAUUGACAUGAUGGGUGUCACCGUAUCCAUCAGUAUGUUCUGGAUUUUCUCCACCAAUGUGACAGUCAUGAGUGUUGCAAGUUUGAUCUAUGGUUUCUCCAUUGCAUCCUUGUAUCCAACUACAAUUGCCAUUCCUGCUUCCGUGCUCAAACUUGAAAUCACUGGUAUGAUGACAAGUUUGAUGGUUUUGGGUGGUUCUACUGGAGCCAUGGUUGGUCCUAGUGCCACACUUGCUCUCUUCAAGGCCAUUGGACCUAAAACACUUUUUGGAACUGUUACCUUGAAUAUGAUUUGUUUGGCAUCCCUCUUUAUUGCUCUCUAUGUGUUUGGUAAGGUUCUCAACAGAAAGAAGAAUGCAUCUACCUCUACUUGUUCUUCUUCACCCGAUUUGAAAAUGAAAUAA